Messenger RNA from Phycomyces blakesleeanus NRRL 1555(-), 1183 nucleotides. RefSeq lists its product as hypothetical. Gene Ontology annotation, molecular function: metalloaminopeptidase activity. Bases 52 to 1122 code for a protein of 356 amino acids. Gene Ontology annotation, biological process: proteolysis. Lineage: Eukaryota; Fungi; Mucoromycota; Mucoromycetes; Mucorales; Phycomycetaceae. The record is from RefSeq and is a predicted model, not a curated record. The transcript is spliced from 11 exons.
AACAAUAAUACAAUCGUUAAUUGUUUAUUAUAUAACCCAAUUAAUUCACCAAUGGCUGUUGUUACCUCCCCACCAAUUUGUGCUUCUAUUGAUUGCACCAAGGAAGCACAUUUGCAAUGCCCUACAUGCGUUAAGAACAACAACAAGGAAGAUUCCUUUUUCUGCUCGCAGGAUUGUUUCAAGAAGAGUUGGGGUUCCCACAAGGCACUCCACCAGUCCCAACGUGGACCUUAUGAUCCUUUCCCAACCUUCAAGUACGCUGGGCCUCUCCGUCCUGUCUACCCUCUCUCUCCUCGUCGGGUAGUCCCUGAUUCAAUUGAAAAGCCAGACUAUACUGAGACUGGUAUUCCAAAAUCCGAGUUUGCUGAAUCAAGAAACACAAGCAUCAAGGUUCUCACCCCCGAGGAAAUUGAGGGCGUAAGAAAAGCAUGCAAGAUUACACGCGAGGUUUUAGAGAUUGCAGCAAAGUCCAUUCAAGUUGGAAUUACCACAGAUGAAAUUGAUCGCAUUGUUCAUGAGGCAACUAUUGAGCGUGGUGCUUAUCCUUCACCUCUCAACUACAACUACUUCCCCAAGUCUUGCUGCACUUCUUUGAACGAAGUCAUUUGUCACGGAAUUCCUGAUCAGCGCAAGCUAGUUGAUGGUGAUAUUCUUAACAUUGAUGUCAGUUGCUUCUACAAAGGUUUCCAUGGUGAUGCCAAUGGUACCUAUUGUGUCGGAAAUGUUGACAAGGCUGGAAAGAAGCUUAUUAAUGUUACACUCGAGUGUUUGAACAAAGCUAUUGCUGCAGCAAAACCUGGUGUCAGAUACCGUGAUUUUGGAAAGAUUAUCGAAGAGCACGCCACAAAGAACGGAUUCUCUGUUGUGCGCGCCUUCUGUGGACACGGUAUUAACCAGCUCUUCCACUGCUCCCCCAACGUGCCUCAUUAUGCUAACAACAAGGCCAUUGGUAUUUUGAAGCCUGGCCAUAUAUUCACUAUUGAGCCAAUGAUCUGCGAAGGCGUUUACCAGGAACUUCUCUGGCCUGAUAACUGGACCGCAACCACAAAGGAUGGCAAGCGCUCCGCACAAUUUGAGCAUACUCUUCUUGUCACUGAGAAUGGUGUUGAAAUCCUUACUUAACUAGCAAGCAGGAUUAUUAUAUAAAAUAAAAUAAAAAUAAAUGCAUAAACUCAUAAGACAC